CUCUGCAUUUACCCUGACAUCGGAUCUGAGCGAGAAUGAUACUGAAUUCAGAUAGGUGUCUGAAACUUGCCGUGGACAGCAUUCGCCAGGUUCUAAUUAUAGCCACCCUUGCCAUAACUUUUGAUUUACAUUUGGAAAAAUACUGUCCAGAAAAAAAUGAUAAAAUUCUUCCUCAUGGUGAAUAAACAAGGGCAGACCCGGCUGUCUAAGUACUAUGAGCACGUGGAUAUUAAUAAGCGUACAAUUCUGGAAACAGAAGUCAUCAAGAGCUGUCUCUCUCGAUCCAGUGAACAAUGCUCUUUCGUUGAAUAUAAGGAUUUUAAGCUGAUAUAUCGGCAGUACGCAGCUCUCUUCAUCGUGGUUGGAGUUAAUGACACCGAGAAUGAGAUGGCAAUUUAUGAAUUCAUCCAUAACUUUGUGGAAGUUUUAGAUGAGUACUUCAGCCGAGUGAGUGAAUUAGACAUAAUGUUUAAUUUGGAUAAAGUACACAUCAUUUUGGAUGAGAUGCUGUUAAAUGGCUGCAUUGUAGAAACGAAUCGGGCAAGAAUUCUUGCCCCUCUACUAAUUCUUGAUAAGAUGUCAGAAAGCUGAAUAACGGAAGGCUCUGCCAGGAAUCGUCGACACAAGAAAUGAGAGCAUGGAAUACCUCCUAGCAUUUGUAGCCCAAAGAAUCUGAAGAGCACACUGAAAAAUGGGGCAUCUUUCCAAAGACAUUUUAAAUAGGUGUUUUUCAGUUCAUAAAUGGAAAACAACUGUAUUUUAAAAUAUGAUGUACAAAGAAAAUUUUUCUCUGAGAGGUUUUAUUUUCUAACCAUAAACAUUUCCCCCCACUUGUUUAAGUUUUAUUAAAUAAAAUGUUUUCUCCUUCCCUUUGCAAAUUAAAUUCAGGAAUAGCACCAUGAGGUGGGAAGUGCGGCAGCUCUUUAUCAGCCAAUAAAAAUGUAGAACUGGCAAACACACAUAGCACUGUGUCUUCUGAAUGUGACUGACUACUAUGCUGUACUGAAAGUGCUGUAAUUGAUAUAUGAAAAUUUUUAAAAAGUCAAAAUUUAGGGGUGUGGGUAAAAAAAAAAGUCAAAUUUUACUAUGUUGUGUGUCUAAUGAAAACAUCAGGAUUAAAUUUUAUUUGCCAGUUUCUAAAAGUGUGCAAUCCAUUUUAUGGGCAGUUGGCAAUUACAAUGCCAUCAUGUAAUUAACUAGAGUAUGUUACUACCAAUACUACUAGUAAAUGGUUUAACAUUGAAAGAGUCCUUACCUCUUGGGCACACCAUGGCCCCUGGGCACCCAGCAUGCACUGCCCUGCUGCCCAGGAGGAAGCUCAGCUCUGCCAAGAGAACAACAAAGGAGGAGCUCAAAGGGAGAUCGGAGAGGUUGUUGGCUAAACCUGCUUCUGCAAAAGUGGAAACAAAGCCAAAAAAGGCAGCAAAAAGGGUAAAUCUGCAGACAAAACAGUGAGUAUCAAAAGGGAAAGGGAAGUAAAGGGGAAACAGACUAAGUGACUAACCUACAGAUCUACCUGCGGAAAACAAAGUAAAAAUGAGGCAAGUCCAGCCUCAGAUGAAGCAGGAGAAAAA
Messenger RNA from Myotis davidii, 1574 nucleotides. RefSeq names its product adaptor related protein complex 4 sigma 1 subunit (gene AP4S1). Bases 157 to 591 code for a protein of 144 amino acids. NCBI's taxonomy places the organism in Eukaryota, Metazoa, Chordata, Mammalia, Chiroptera, Vespertilionidae. Gene Ontology annotation, biological process: vesicle-mediated transport; protein transport. The record is from RefSeq and is a predicted model, not a curated record. Gene Ontology annotation, cellular component: intracellular membrane-bounded organelle. The transcript is spliced from 6 exons.